Oryzias latipes (Japanese medaka) is the source of this 3701-nucleotide messenger RNA. RefSeq names its product alpha-2B adrenergic receptor. Gene Ontology annotation, biological process: G protein-coupled receptor signaling pathway. Lineage: Eukaryota; Metazoa; Chordata; Actinopteri; Beloniformes; Adrianichthyidae. The record is from RefSeq and is a predicted model, not a curated record. Gene Ontology annotation, molecular function: epinephrine binding; alpha2-adrenergic receptor activity. Gene Ontology annotation, cellular component: plasma membrane.
GCCCUCAUCAGUUUCCGGAGCUCGCACCGGGGUGUGAGCAGCUUCGCGCGCGCGGAUCACAUCGAUUAGAUUUGAUCUUUGCGCCGUCUGGGUCCGGAAUCCGUCCCCGCAGCCGCUCCUCGGACUCUCCGACAUACAGGAGGACGCGCGCGUUUCAAUUCUCCUCUUAGAAAGAUCUCCCAUUCAUGAACAGAGACAUUCAGCAUCCCGUCUCCCUGAGGAUGACCCUGUGUUUCCCUAACUCCACCUAUUCUCCUCAAGCUACGGCAGCAUUUUCCAUCGUUAUGACCUCCAUGAUGAUCCUGACCAUCGUGGGGAACAUCCUGGUCAUCAUAGCUGUCCUGAUGUCCCGGUCCCUGAGGGGGCCUCAGAACCUCUUCCUGGUGUCUCUGGCGGCGGCAGAUAUUCUAGUGGCUCUCAUCGUCGUCCCCUUCUCGAUGGCAUACGAGCUGCUGGGCUGCUGGGUGUUCAGCUCUAUUUGGUGUGAAAUCCACAAGGCUUUGGACGUGCUCUUCUGCACCGCAUCCAUCGUGCACCUGUGUGCAAUCGCUCUGGACCGCUACCUGUCCAUCUCUCGGCCCGUGUCCUACGGUACCACGCGUUCGCGAAGACGCAUCAAGUCAGCCAUCGUCAUGGUCUGGCUGAUCGCUGCCGUUGUCUCCUUCCCUCCUCUUCUGUACCUGGAUACGAAGGAUAAAGUCAAAGGCAAGUGCGAGCCGGACGAUAAGCCGUGGUACAUUCUUUACUCCACCAUUGGCUCCUUCUUCGCUCCCUGCGUGAUCAUGAUCCUGGUCUACAUAAGGAUUUAUCAGAUCGCGAAGAGGCACAUGCACUGCCCGCCUGGAGAGAAGCGCAGAUCCUUCUAUGGAGCAGCAACUGACGACACUGAGAUGAAGUCGCUUCCUGAGGAAUCCCAGAAGGACGUCGGUCAAAGAGCUCCAGCUGCACCAGAGCUGUCUCUCACCACGGUCCAUACUGACUGCGCACAGUGGAAUGAUAAGAAACCAGCGGAAAGCCCCACAGAGGGACCCCCUCUGUUCUCAACUGCUGUCCCAAAUGCUGCCAGAGAUCUGCCCAAAGCAGAGGGAGAAGACGCCGUUCACACCUCCAGCUCAGAAUCGGACACUGAGCUGCAAAGCAUCGAGGAAGGGGACCGAGCAGGAGGGGGAGGCAGCCCUAAAGCUCAGGUCCAGAGUCCAACCUGCAGAUACAAAAACACCAUAAAAACAUCAUCUGGCACCAAACUGUUGCCUGAAGAUACGGCAAAAACUCAGGAGACGCCUAUUUCUCGCCACAAAGCCAUGAUAAACCGAGAGAAGAGGUUCACCUUGGUCCUGGCUGUGGUGAUGGGGGUGUUUGUGGUCUGCUGGUUCCCCUUCUUCUUCUCCUACUCUCUGAAGGCGGUGUGUCCUGAGAAAUAUCAGGUCCCCGAUCCUUUGUUCAGGUUCUUUUUCUGGAGCGGCUACUGCAACUCCUGCCUCAACCCGAUCAUCUACACCAUCUUCAACCGUGACUUCCGCACAGCCUUCAAGAGGAUCCUGUUCAGAGACAUGAAGAGCAAAUCCUUCUAGAGAAGUCCUUCUGCUGUCUUUAGCCAUCUUCUUCAGCGUGGAGCCCGGAUCCUUUAUCUUUAAUGUGGUUUAAGAACUCACAGAUCUGGUGUCCCUGAAGAAGAUCGGCUGGACUGCUGUGGAAAGGAAGUCAGGACGUCACAGGAUCUGCGCUCUGUAUCUGCUGUGGACGUUGAUGUUUUUGUGUAAAUGCAUGGAGAGGAGAAGCUGCCUGAGGCUCUGACUGGCGGAGAACAAAUGCCACUAAGUGGCCUCCACCCCAAAUAAAACAGGCACUGAGGGAUCAUGAUCAGAGGAGAUGAGAGCAUCUCCCUCCACGGCCGCUCAGGUGACAGUCAGGACUAGAAAAAGCAGGAGCUCUGGAAAUCAGCAUGAAAACCUGUGAAUGUUGGAGGCUGAUCUCUCCUCCUCUUGUCUCUCCAACUACCAAUAAGUGGGCGUGUUCGGGCUUCAGCUUCAGGUGAGACUGAAACGGAGGUUCCUAAUCAUUCAAGACCUUCAACCUGAGGCCUGAAGCUGCAUUUUGGCUCUUCCAUCCAGAACCUGACUGGUUGUUCUGCUUUGACUGGUGUGAUGAUGGAAUAUUUAAAAUAACAUAUUUUCAUUUUAAGACAGAAACAUUCAGUCAGGCUUGCUAACAAAGGUUUUUUAUGCUUUAUGUGUGAGAAAAUGUUCAUGAAGUCUUUGCUUUCUUUACCAGGAGACUCAAUAAAUGUGAAAAUCAUUGAAAGCAUCCAGUGAAACAAAAAGAAGAAAAAACAUUGAGGAAAGAUAAGGAAGUCAUUUUUUUAUAAUAAUCUUCACCUUCAGCAAAUAAAAGGAAAUAAUGAUUGGCCUGGUAACAAACUUUCCUUAAUCCAUAUUCUCAGAUACAAACAGACUAAAAGUACCAGGAUUUCCUCAGGAUUGUAUCUCCAAACGCGUCAAUCUGAUUCUUCUUCUUUCUAAACAGAUGGACUUUUCCUCAAACAGUUUUAGGAGCAAAUGGAGGCAUUUCAAAGAAACGACAUUAUUGACCUCCAUCUGCUCAUCAGUAAAUGAGGUUCUAAAUGUGUUUAGUGUCACAUCAAUUCAACAUAUGGACAAACGAACAUAGCCUACCAUGUUUUAAUUUCAAAUAGUAUUUUCAAUAUUGAGUAUAAUUGAUUUGUUUUCUUUUAAAAUGAUUUCAUGAUCAUAUGGUCGAUUAGACCGGUCUCAGACAGAUUGAUCCAUCAAUUAAGUCGAUUAACCAUCACACCCCUAAAUAUUAAGAUUUUAAUCAUUACCUGUUUUGGCUGGACACUCCCCUGUGGUCAAGGGCUGUGAUUUUUUUUUUUUUUGGGGGGGGGCUGCUGCAGCUUUAGGUAGAAACAGAGGUGAGGCUGGUCCAUGCUGUUUGCAGCUAACAGACGACUCUUUCCCUUCCUGCAUGAGGCUAGUUUAAGGUAAAAGUUAGUGGAGCCAGGGCGCUUCAUCGCAUAACCACUAGGGGUCGUGUAAAAGCUCCACUCCAUCAUCCUCUGAUAUAUUUUCAAAGUGUUCCCAGUGAUCCUUAGUUAUUCAUUCAUUCAACUUAUGAACCGUUUGUCCAUUCUGGCUCACAGGGCUGCUGGAGCCUAUCCCGGCCACUAGUGGGCGAAGGUGGGGGACACCUGGACAGGUGGGCAGUCUGUCGUAGAUCAUUAGACUUAUAUUUGCCAGAUUCUGAUGUUAUGAUGUCAUUUGAAGAGUUAAAAAUUAAAUAUGAGUUGAGUAAAAAGCAUUUUUAUAAAUUUCUCCAGAUCAGAAACUUUGCAAGAAAAACACAGAAGACCCUCAAUAAACCACAAUGUUCAAUUUUAGAAAAGUUCAUGGUGAGAGACAGUUCCAAAAAAGCGCCAUUUCAGUCAGACAACUCAUGCAGUAAUAAUAAUAUUUAUUUUCACAUCUUUUAGUUUUGCUUUCACAUACUUUGUUAUGCUUUCACAUUCCCUUAAGUUAGCAUUUCACAUUUCUCCAAGUUAGCAAUUUGCAUUCCUCUUAGUUGCCAUUUCACAUUCCUUCAUAAUUGGCAUAAGACUCUGUGCAAUUCCAUGAGACAAAUUUCCAUAAACUUUUGGGUGAUAACUACCCUGUGCUCAGGUCUCUGCACUGGCUCCCUGUACCUCA